AUGUCCCCCAAACGAGAACCGAAGUCUAAUAAUCCGUAUUGUACAAAGUAUGAUGAUGAUGAAGCCGCAACGAUGAGGAUAGCAGCAACCGUAAACGGAAGUUGUCUUGCCACAACAGCGACCGACCAAACAAAACUCUUGACCUUGGAGGUAAGGAACCCAAAGUACAACCAAAUAGAGUUGGGUGUGGAGCGCUUUCGCGUUGCCGAAGUGUUCUUCCAGCCGUCGAUUGUGGGCGAUGGUGAAGCGGGCUUGACGGAAACGGUAUGUGUUCCGGUACAUAGCAGGCUGUGUGUUGAUAACAUUAGCGAUGGUGAAGAUGGCGGCGACAGAGAAAAUGGGAAGGAUAACAUUCCUGACGAUGACAAGCCCGACACGGAAAAUGUAAAGGAUAACAUACCUGACGCUGACGCUGACGAGCUCGAUCUACCAAGAUUGAUACCCAAUAAGGAUUCCUAG
Sphaeroforma arctica JP610 is the source of this 459-nucleotide messenger RNA. RefSeq lists its product as hypothetical. The transcript is spliced from 3 exons. Lineage: Eukaryota; Ichthyosporea; Ichthyophonida. The coding region runs from base 1 to 459 and encodes 152 amino acids. The record is from RefSeq and is a predicted model, not a curated record.